Molecule: messenger RNA, 795 nt
Organism: Microthlaspi erraticum
Lineage: Eukaryota; Viridiplantae; Streptophyta; Magnoliopsida; Brassicales; Brassicaceae
Source: the annotation of a GenBank genome assembly
AUGCAUGAGUACAAGGCCAACCUUUCGUUCUUUAUCAUCCUUCUCAUCUAUUCAUCUUCUUUUAGUUUAUAUUCAAAUAAGGGCAAGAUUAAUGCUCUAUGCCAACUCUUUGGACUUCCCAAUGAGACAGCACAUGACUUCAAGGAGAACUCAAAGAGGAAACAAGCUGCCUUUGCUGAUUGGACACACUUUGCCAAUGAACCAUUCUUGCCUUCAAGAUCAAAGGUGUCUAGAAUCACCCAUCCAGCCAUUCGCUAUGUGCACCGCCUCAUCUCCACCACUUUCCAAUGCAAACAAGAAGCCAACAAGGUCACAACUGAUGAGUUCUACAUCCUCACCACACCAUUCAUCAAGCAUGAGUACAAGGCCAACCUUUCGUUCUUUAUCAUCCUUCUCAUUUAUUCAUCUUCUUUUAGUUUAUAUUCAAAUAAGGGCAAGAUUAAUGCUCUAUGCCAACUCUUUGGACUUCCCAAUGAGACAGCACAUGACUUCAAGGAGAACUCAAAGAGGAAACAAGCUGCCUUUGCUGAUUGGACACACUUUGCCAAUGAACCAUUCUUGCCUUCAAGAUCAAAGGUGUCUAGAAUCACUCAUCCAGCCAUUCGCUAUGUGCACCGCCUCAUCUCCACCACUUUCCAAUGCAAACAAGAAGCCAACAAGGUCACAACUGAUGAGUUCUACAUCCUCACCACACCAUUCAUCAAGCAUGAGUACAAGGCCAACCUUUCGUUCUUUAUCAUCCUUCUCAUCUAUUCAUCUUCUUUUAGUUUAUAUUCAAAUAAGGGAAAGAUUUGA